UAUGGGGUGGUCUAAGGGAUUUUGGGUGAUUUGGGGAAUAGGACAACGGCAGAGAUGAAUUUUGAUGUAGGAAUAAUGAGAGCUAAGAUGUAUAAGGAGGAUGGAGGUUUUAGGUUCCAGGAGGGCUGAGAGAGAAAUAAGCCGAGCCUCUUCAUAGAGAAAGUGUUAACUCCUAAAGGAGUCCAAACAAAUCCUCACAAGUCUUUAUUUACCAAGCCUGUGCAACCAAAAGGGAAUUAUGCUUCAAACAAGGAUUGGGCCAGUCAGAGUCAAUACUUUGACCAUCAGUCUUCGCUAAUUCACAUCCCUCAGCUGAUCUCCAGUAAGAUCAAGGUGAUUUACAAGAAAAAAGAGAAAUAUGAAAGCUUGAUAACCGACAUUAACUAUAGAAUAAACGCUAAUAAACUUGAGAUCAGGAGGCUCAAAGCUAAGAUCUCUGCUGAAGAGCGCAAGCACACCACCAUGGAUGGCAAGAGGCUUAUUAAAGUCAAAUAACUCCACUCUGUUCCUUCACAUCAAGCCUUUGAGACCCUCACAAUGCCUGAGCAGCUGCAUUGAGAAACAUUUUGGAGCGGCACAAAGGAGUUCGAGGCUGAGGUGCUAUAAUACCGUUGCGUACUCUACUUUUACUGAACUUGGGCUUAAAUUAGCACCCCAGGAGAAGAAAUACUUCUAUUAUGAAGUCCUAGAUGGCAAUCAUACAUUCUUUUCAAAGAAAUAUGACUGGAAUUUUGGAGCUGAAAUUCAAGACCAACUACCUAAGAUUCAGUUCAACUGGAAGCUAAAGACUGGGAACGAGAACGUCAAGAUCCGGCUGUAUUCAGAGACAGUGACUAAGACAAGUAGUGGUGCCUGCUCAACUCCAAAAUACUCUAUUAACGCUGAGAUUAUUGGGGAAGUUGAGUUUCCGUUAAAAUAAGAAUUUGAUGUCACUGGCGCAUCAAGAAAAAAUCUCCAAGCAUCUUACAGCCUCUGGAGGGUCUCCAGAGACUGUUUCUGAUGCCUGGGAUGGCCUCUUCAGCUUUGACAUUCAGUGGAUUCAUAAUAUCUAUGAGUACAGACUCAAGAGGGAGUUCUCAAAGCUUCAUGCUUUGGAGAAGGAAAAGGAAAAUAUACUGUUAAAACAUAAAAAUGUUACAAUAGAGCUGGAAAGUCUUCAGCAAGAGGAUGGUGUUGGAGUAUUUAAGAAGCUCUUGACUCAAUCACAGAGCUUAAACUCUUUACCUCCCAAAGCCUCAGAGGGAUGCAGGAGCAGGCUUAACUAUUCCUCAGAUGAUGAAUGGGAAAAUCUCGAAGUGAACAAAGACAGUAACACUAAUUGUUCUUCCACUCAGAAGAGUAACAGAACGCAGGAGAGGUUACAGCCUAGUGGGAACAAUCCCUCUUCUGCUAGGAAUAAAGCCUUCCGACUUUCCCUAGUUGGGAGCAUGAUGGGCACCCUUAUGAAGAAGGAAGACCCUGGAGUAUCUACUCUGUCUUUAGAUGUAGGAAUCCCUGAAGAGGAGUAGCUAAAAAUCCCUGAUGGUUGUAAAUUCAAUAGUUUUAUCUUUUA
Moneuplotes crassus is the source of this 1552-nucleotide messenger RNA. The record is from the annotation of a GenBank genome assembly. Lineage: Eukaryota; Ciliophora; Spirotrichea; Euplotida; Euplotidae.